CUUGUUCUUUUCCCCGGUUAAAACUCUAGAUUUCAUUUCUGUUUCUCAAGGAGUAACUUUUAAGAAAGGAAAAAGAAAAUUAUAGGAAAAGGGUAAUUCAAUGUUCAGUUUUUUCUUUCGGUUUCCUUCAUUUUCUUAGCAACCAAACAAGAGAUUGUGUUGAUUUAAUCAUAUGGCUUCGACUAUUGUAAAUGCUCCCUGUACGGUUCCUUCUGUUAAAGGUUUUGAUACUCUAAACUAUGCUGGUCUUAGACCAACCUCAACUUUAAGGUUCAAUUCUGGUAGAACUUCAAUCUCCGGACGUUCUCAGCGCCUUUUUGUGGUGAGGGCAAGCGAAAGGCAUGAUGGACAUGUGAAGAAGAUUGAAAUGAGUAUUGAAGAAUGUGAGGCUGCUGUUGUAGCUGGGAAUGCGCCUGAAGCUCCUCCAGUGCCACCAAAGCCAGCUGCUCCUGUUGGGACUCCUGAGAUUCAACCUCUUCAACUUAGCAGGCGCCCUCGUCGUAACCGCAAGUCCCCUGCAUUGAGAGCAUCAUUUCAGGAAACAAGUAUAUCUCCUGCAAAUUUUGUGUAUCCACUUUUUAUUCAUGAAGGUCAGGAGGACACACCUAUUGGAGCUAUGCCAGGAUGUUAUAGGCUUGGAUGGAGACAUGGACUUGUUGAAGAGGUGGCAAAGGCCCGGGAUGUUGGUGUUAAUAGUGUUGUGCUCUUCCCCAAAGUUCCAGAUGCUCUGAAGUGUCCCACAGGUGAUGAAGCCUAUAAUGACAAUGGUUUAGUGCCUCGAACAAUACGGCUGCUUAAGGACAAAUACCCUGACCUUGUUAUCUAUACGGAUGUUGCUUUAGAUCCAUAUUCCUCGGAUGGGCAUGAUGGUAUCGUCAGAGAAGAUGGAGUCAUAAUGAAUGAUGAGACAGUGCAUCAAUUAUGUAAGCAAGCAGUGUCCCAGGCCCGAGCUGGAGCUGAUGUUGUUAGUCCCAGUGAUAUGAUGGAUGGUCGUGUUGGAGCUAUUCGUGAUGCCCUUGAUGCUGAAGGCUUUCACCAUGUUUCUAUUAUGUCCUAUACUGCAAAAUAUGCGAGUUCAUUUUAUGGUCCAUUUCGAGAAGCACUGGACUCCAAUCCUCGUUUUGGAGACAAAAAAACGUAUCAGAUGAACCCAGGAAAUUACAGAGAGGCAUUAGUUGAGGCUCAUGAAGAUGAGGCUGAAGGAGCUGAUAUUCUUUUGGUGAAACCCGGUCUUCCUUAUUUGGAUAUCAUAAGACUUCUCAGGGAUCAAUCUUCUUUGCCUAUUGCUGCAUACCAGGUUUCUGGGGAAUACUCGAUGAUCAAGGCUGGUGGAGUUCUCAAAAUGAUUGAUGAAGAAAGGGUUAUGAUGGAAUCCUUGAUGUGUCUCCGCCGGGCUGGUGCUGACAUCAUCCUUACAUAUUUUGCUCUACAAGCUGCUAGAUGUUUAUGUGGUGAGAAGAGGUGAGCUUGGUAUGAUUUUUAUGGGGCUUUGGUUGAUUGUCCAAAAAAUCUUGAGGUACUAAAUCUUCUAUCUGAGAGUUCUAGAUGUCAGAAUGAGCGGGAGUUGUUAUAGAAUGCUUGACUUAGCAGUUUGGAGUCCAUGUUCCUCAUAAACCUCAAGUAAAUUAUAUGCUUAAAAUAAAAUGCCCUCAAUGUAUGUCGCAUCUAAGUGAAAUUGAAAUUUGGAAUGACAAAAAAUCUUUGUUCUGUUCUUGUGAAUGUAAUUUUAGAUGCUUAUCAAAAAGAAGAUCGUAAUUCUAGAAGCAAAA
Theobroma umbraticum is the source of this 1769-nucleotide messenger RNA. RefSeq names its product Aldolase superfamily protein (gene HEMB2). The record is from RefSeq and is a predicted model, not a curated record. Gene Ontology annotation, cellular component: cytosol. Lineage: Eukaryota; Viridiplantae; Streptophyta; Magnoliopsida; Malvales; Malvaceae. Gene Ontology annotation, biological process: heme biosynthetic process. Gene Ontology annotation, molecular function: zinc ion binding; porphobilinogen synthase activity.